CUGGACGGGACGGGACGGGACGGGGGGUCCUGUUGUCGGGACAUUAAAGAUGUUUGUCGACCUUGAACGGAUAGCACGAGAGCACGUGGUGCCGCGCCUGAGUGAAUACGGUUGUUAUUGCAUCGACAACUUUUUGGGCAGUGCGGUGGGAGACUGCAUUUACGGAGAAGCCUGUGAUUUGCAUUUUUCCGGACGUCUGCGGGAUGGGCAGUUGUCCGGUCAGAGAAGAGGCGUUUCUAGAAGGCACCUGAGGGGCGAUCAGAUCGCUUGGGUCAGAGGGGCAGAGGAUGGAUGCAAUGCCAUCGGGAUCCUCCUUUCGUUCCUCGAUCGACUCGUAAUGCUCUGCGGAGGGAAACUCGGACAUUACAGCAUAAAAGGCAGAUCUCAGGCUAUGGUAGCUUGUUAUCCAGGGAAUGGAACAGGUUACGUUCGGCACGUUGACAACCCAACUGGUGAUGGACGCUGUGUCACCUGCAUUUAUUAUCUAAAUAAAAACUGGAAUGCAAAGGUCGAUGGUGGCGUUCUUCGAAUAUUUCCAGAAGGAAAGACCUACGUAGUGGAUGUUGAGCCAAUAUUUGAUAGACUGUUGUUAUUCUGGUCUGAUCGAAGAAAUCCACAUGAAGUACAACCAGCUUACUCCACUAGGUAUGCCAUAACUGUGUGGUACUUUGAUGCAGAAGAGAGGGCUGAAGCCAGAAAUAGAUAUCAAGCAGCUUCAGGGCAAGCUUCAAGUUUUACCCCAUGACUGCAGGCAUGUGGAACUUGACCAAUCAGUUAUGGCCUCUAAAUGAUGUACAUCACAUUAACUUUUCAUCAGCUCCAAAGACAAAUAUCCAUCCACAAUAACCCCAAUUUUGUGUUGUGUUCCUGAAUGAUAAUUCUGUUUGUUACACUCUUGCUUGUCCACAUUGUAGAGAUGGUACUGGCUGCUGCUUAGCAUUGUUUUCAGUGAACAAUAUUCAGCAGAAUUGAUCUGCAAUCCCAGAUUGUACAAAAUAAUAUGCCGUCCUAGGUUAUACUUUUAUAGGUUAUACUUGCGUAAAAUCUGAAUCAGUUUACAUUUUUAUAGCAAGUGUGAUGAGAUGUGUUAAAUAUUAUGACCAUUUAAAAUAAUUGGGUCUAAUAUUGCACUUUAUAACCUUCCAGGUUAAAAAUGACGAAUUCCAACAGAACAGUUUGAUUUCUUUUUUCUAAUAUUUAAAUUAGUUAAUUGGAUAUUCUAUUUAUGGCAUUUGUUUUCUAUCUUCCAUCAUUAAAGAUGUUUAAUCAUCAGACUUAUUGAUUGUAAUUAAGGGUAUUUCUUCCACAUUUCUGUACCAUGUAAAAGUAACAGAUAUGCUAGCUUUAUCAGAUUUUUGUCUUUGUGAUAUUUAUCUUGAUAGGUCUAACCUAUUGUAUACAUUGAUCCUGCAAAACUCCCAUUAUUUCUUUUAAUUGUUUUUACUAAUCGCUUAACUGCAUAGUGACUUAUUUCAGUAAAUCUAUUUUUGUUGUACUUCAAUGGCAAGGAAUAGUCCCUCUGGUUUGUAAAUAUUUUCUGGUUAACUAUAUUAAACUUAACUGUUUAAGGGAGAAAGAAUGCAAAAUAUUACAAUGUGAGAUCCUUUUAUCACUGCCUUUUGCAGUAGAGUUACAAUAAGAAUUCUUGAAAUAACUAAAACAUGAUAUCGGUAACAAAAAUACAUGUUUACAGCUGGAUGCCACAUUGUAUGCUGGUCAACAAUUUGGCAAUUCAGCAGUGGUUAUCGAUGAAUAUAUCAGAAGUUGAGAGUUUGGCAACUUCAGAAUAGUGUCUGUACAAUUUGCUGUGUUCAGAUAAUAAAAUGGUCCCAAGAAUUGGGAUUGACAUACAGUUUUACACAAA
Molecule: messenger RNA, 1864 nt
Organism: Callorhinchus milii (elephant shark)
Lineage: Eukaryota; Metazoa; Chordata; Chondrichthyes; Chimaeriformes; Callorhinchidae
Product: prolyl hydroxylase EGLN3
Exons: 5
Coding region: 50-745 (231 amino acids)
Biological process (GO): peptidyl-proline hydroxylation to 4-hydroxy-L-proline; cellular response to hypoxia
Cellular component (GO): nucleus; cytoplasm
Molecular function (GO): L-ascorbic acid binding; ferrous iron binding; peptidyl-proline 4-dioxygenase activity
Source: RefSeq, a predicted model, not a curated record